Synchiropus splendidus (mandarinfish) is the source of this 4474-nucleotide messenger RNA. RefSeq names its product phosphorylase kinase, beta (gene phkb). Gene Ontology annotation, molecular function: calmodulin binding. Bases 16 to 3285 code for a protein of 1089 amino acids. Gene Ontology annotation, biological process: glycogen metabolic process. The transcript is spliced from 31 exons. Gene Ontology annotation, cellular component: phosphorylase kinase complex. The record is from RefSeq and is a predicted model, not a curated record. Lineage: Eukaryota; Metazoa; Chordata; Actinopteri; Syngnathiformes; Callionymidae.
UUGAUUGUUGUAAACAUGGCGAGCUUGGCUGAUGUCAGUUGGAAACUCCUGGAAUUCAAAGCCCGGUCCAAACGUUCAGGGUCCAUCUACGAACCUCUCAAGCUCUCCUUCCUGCAGCGGGAGGACGAGCCCAUCUGGGAGAAGCUCGACCGCUACUACAGCGCCGUCAAGACCACCAUCCUCAACUACCAGAGCCCCACCACCGGCCUCUUCCCAGUGAAAACAUGUUCCGGCUGCAAGGAGGCCAAGGUCCGUGACUCGCUGUACUGUGCUGCCGGGGCGUGGGCGCUGGCUCUGGCCUACAGGCGCAUCGAUGACGACAUGGGCCGCACCCACGAGCUGGAGCACUCGGCCAUCAAGUGCAUGAGGGGCAUCCUCUACUGCUACAUGAGACAAGCGGAUAAGGUGGAGCAGUUCAAGCAAGACCCCAGCCCCACCAAAUGUCUGCACUCCAUGUUCAACGUUGACACUGGCGAUGAGGUCCACCCCUACAACGACUACCACCACCUGCAGAUCGAUGCCGUCUCUCUGUUCCUGCUCUACCUGGUGGAGAUGAUCUGCUCAGGCCUGCAGAUCAUCUACAACACAGACGAGGUCUCCUUCAUCCAGAACCUGGUCUUCUGUGUGGAACGAGCCUACCGGGUGCCGGACUUUGGGAUGUGGGAGAGGGGCAGCAAAUACAACAACGGCAGCACCGAGCUGCACUCCAGCUCUGUGGGUCUGGCCAAAGCUGCUCUGGAGGCCAUCAACGGAUUCAACCUGUUUGGGAACCAGGGCUGCUCCUGGUCAGUGAUCUUCGUGGACCUGGACGCCCACAACAGGAACAGACAGACUCUCUGCUCGCUGCUGCCUCGAGAGUCUCGUUCCCAUAACACGGACGCGGCUCUGCUCCCCACCAUCAGCUACCCAGCGUUCGCAGUGGACGACGACGCCCUCUACAGCCAGACGCUGGACAAAAUUGUCCGCAAGCUGAAGGGCAAGUACGGAUUCAAGCGCUACCUGCGGGACGGCUACCGCACCACCAACGAAGACAAGGACCGCCGCUACUACAAACCUGCCGAGAUGAAGCUCUUCGAUGGCAUCGAGUGCGAGUUCCCUCUGUUUUUCAUCUACAUGAUGAUUGACGGUGUGUUCCGAGGAAACCGCGCGCAGGUGAAGGAAUACCAGGAGCUGCUAGAGCCCAUCAUCUUCCAGUCUUACGAAGGUCAUGCCGUGAUCCCCAAGUACUACUACGUACCGGCUGACUUCGUGGAGGCGGAACAGAACAAGCACGGCAGCCAGAAGCGUUUCCCCAGCAACUCGGGCCGCGACGGGAAGCUUUUCCUGUGGGGUCAAGCCUUGUUCUACAUCGCCAAGUUGCUGGUGGAUGAGCUCAUCAGCCCCAAGGACAUCGACCCCAUCCACCGCUACGUUCCUCGCCAGGACCAGCGCAACGUCAGCAUGCGGUACUCCAACCAGGGUCCCAUUGAGAACGACGUUGUGAUCCACGUGGCGCUGAUCGCCGAGAGCCAGAGACUCCAAGUCUUUCUCAACACCUACGGGAUUCAGACUCAGACUCCGCAGCAGGUGGAGCCAAUCCAGAUCUGGCCUCAGAAGGAGCUGGUCAAGGCCUAUCGCUUCCUGGCCGUCAACCAGAAGCUGGGUCUGAGUGGGCGUCCUGAGAGGCCGGUCGGCUGCAUUGGAACCUGCAAGAUUUAUCGCAUCCUGGGGAGGACGGUGGUGUGUUACCCAAUCGUCUUCGAUCUGAGUGACUUCUAUUUGUCCCAAGACGUGAUGCUGCUGAUCGACGACAUCAAGAACGCGCUGCAGUUCAUCAAGCAGUGCUGGAAGAUGCAGGGCCGCCCGCUGUUCCUGGUCCUGAUCCACGAGGACAACAUCAAGGGGAGCCGUUUCAACCCGGUGUUGGACAUGCUGGCCUCCUUCAAGAAGGGAAACAUCGGCGGGGUCAAAGUUCACGUGGACCGACUGCAGACCCUGAUCUCCGGCGCGGUGGUGGAGCAGCUGGACUUCCUGCGAGUCAACGAGGCCGAGAUCCCAGAGUUCAAGAGCUUCGAGGAGCUGGAGCUGCCCAAACACUCCAAGGUCAAGCGGCAGACCAGCACCCCCAACGCCUCGGACCUGGAGCAGCAGCCCGAGAUCAACGAGCUGGAGUGGAUGCAGAAGUCCACUGAGGAGAUCAUGCAGAAGUUCCACGACUGCGAGUGCCUGGCGAGUCAAGCCCAGCUGGCUGUGAUUCUUCUGAGGAGGGAAGGUCCCGACUUCCUGUCCAGAGACGAGAACCUGAUGGAGGAGCUGGAGAGGAUCUACAGGAGAGCCGGCACCCGGAAGCUUUGGCAGGCCGUGCGCCACUCGGCCGCCAUUAUCAAGAAGUUUGCCGGCUCGAUAGCGCCACACAUUACCUCGAUUCUGGUGCACGGGAAGCAGGUGACCCUGGGCGUGUUCGGCCAGGAGGAGGAGGUGAUCUCCAACCCGCUGUCGCCCGGCGUCAUCCAGGGCAUCAUCUACAGCAAGUGCUGUCCACACGGGGGCGAGCGCGAGGCCGUGCUGCAGCAGGAGCUGGUCAUCCACAUCGGCUGGAUCAUCUCCAACAACCCCGAGCUCUUCAGCGGGAUGCUGAAGAUCCGAGUCGGCUGGAUCGUCCAGGCCAUGAAGCAGGAGCUGAAGAUCCGAGCUGGAGAUCUCCCUCCACAGGACAUUUACCAGCUCUCGCCCAGUGACAUCAAGCAGCUCCUGCUGGACGUGCUGCAGCCGCAGAACACCACGCGGUCCUGGCUGAACCGGCGCCAGAUCGACGGCUCUCUGAACCGGACCCCUCUGGGCUUCUACGACCGGGUCUGGCAGAUUCUGGAGCGCACAGCUAACGGCAUCCUGGUGGCGGGGAGCCACCUGCCCCAGCAGCCCACGCUGUCCGACAUGACCAUGUACGAGAUGAACUUCUCUCUGCUGGUGGAGGAGACGCUGAAGAACAUUGUGCGGCCCGAGUACCGGCAGAUCGUCGUGGAGCUCCUGAUGGUGGUGUCUGUGGUUCUGGAGAGGAACCCGGAGCUGGAGUUCACCGACAAGGUGGACCUGGACAGCCUGGUGAGCGAAGCCUUCAGCGACUUCCAGAGGGAUCGCAGCAGCCGCCAUGACGGCGAGGACAAGCAGGACGACAUGCAGGCCUUCUACAACACGCCCCCGGUGGGGAAGCGGGGCACCUCCAGCUACCUCACCAAGGCUGUGAUGAUCCUGCUGCUGCAGGGCGACAUGAAGCCCUGCAAGGACGACCCCUGCUCCGUCAGCUAGAGCCUGGCCGGCUCACUGCGCCCCGGGGUCAGGCGUGAUUGAGAAGCUCCGCCCCCACAGCAUCUCACCUGUCAGUGGUCUUUGUGUCAGCGCAUGUUUGUCUGUGAAACGGUUCCCGUCACCUGUGGUGGAAGCUCAGAAGGAUCUGCAGCGGCUGAGACGAGCCUCACGUCUGGGACCGCCCCUCUCUGUCCACCCAGCCAAUAAAGUUGUCAUGAAGCUCACACACACAGCCGUGUUUGACUCUCUGUCCUAGUGGGGACCUCUCCUGGCCAUCACCCUUUCCCCAGUCCCUCAACCGAACCAUCCAAAACACAUGGCUCACCUGAACCGAACUGGAACCCAGUUUUCUUCAAGUGUUCACCCUCAAAUGAGAGCUUAACCUUGUGAGGUCCGGUCGAAUGUCCCCACAAAGUCACACGGUCCUCACUGUUUUGUCAGUAGUUGGUCCCAACCUAGGAUAAACAGCCACACACACACAUCAGUUAGCCGCUGUGUGCCACUGGACUGUGAGAUGAAACCAGGGUUCCCAGAGGAACCUGCAUCAGCACCGCUGCGGCUUCCAGCUGAGCGACCGUCGUUCAGGAGGAGCAUCCUCACGUGUGUGUUGAGUGGUGGUGAAGCGGGAUGGGAAGGUAAGUUUGUAUUCUUCUAACUUUGUUUCUCAUUAGCCAAACUCUGCCGGGUGCUAGCGUGGACGCGAGCGCGCUGCUAGUGCUAACAGGAGAGAAUCCUCGGGUGUUCCUCACGAUUCACAGCUUAAGUCAUCACGACACGCAAGCUGCUCAGCAAGGCAGCCAUCUUGUUUUUUUGGUUUUAAUAGAUUUUAACUUGCUGUGUUUUGUUGUUCCGACGGCCUGGAACUCCACGCCCAUCACUCGUCGGCAAGUCUGGAACUGGAUCCUUCAGCUGGUUAGUGAGGUGUUCAUCUGGGAGGAGGCGGCGGGGCCGAGCCGGGACUCACCGGAGAGACGCGAUGUCUCUGGGUGAGGAGCAGGGCUGCUGCCCCCUCGACCUCAGCGGCGCCCAAACACCACAGACGGAGAAGACGGAGAGACGUUUGCUGACAGGUGAGACGGAAAACUACGGAGCCCUGGAAGUGACAUGCGUGGGUUUGUUAUUUUUCUCGAGAUGACAAUUAUCUCGAGAUACAUUCGUACACGUCAGCGCAUGCGUGACGGUAAACGGA